Molecule: messenger RNA, 1557 nt
Organism: Parathielavia appendiculata
Lineage: Eukaryota; Fungi; Ascomycota; Sordariomycetes; Sordariales; Chaetomiaceae
Product: FAD/NAD(P)-binding domain-containing protein
Exons: 3
Coding region: 1-1557 (518 amino acids)
Biological process (GO): intracellular iron ion homeostasis
Source: RefSeq, a predicted model, not a curated record
AUGUCGCCCCACAGCACCAACGAUAUUGACCAUCCAGCGGUCAUGAACGGCACCCACGACGGCGACGUAGCCCCCCGGCUGGUCAACGGCGCCGCCAACGGAUCCGCCCGCCGGGACUUCCCGAAGAGCCGCUAUCUCACACCUGCCGACCCUGACUCGGUGCUCGAUUUAAUCUGCGUCGGCUUCGGCCCUGCCAGCGUGGCCAUCGCCGUUGCCCUUCAUGAUACGAUGGAGGCUGGCAAGUUGGCGCAGGCGCCCAAGGUUUUGUUCCUGGAAAAGCAGGCCCAGUUCGCAUGGCAUGCUGGCAUGCUGCUGCCGGGCGCCAAGAUGCAAAUUUCCUUCCUCAAGGACCUCGCGUCGCUGCGGGACCCGCGAUCCAACUUUACCUUCAUCAAUUAUCUCCACAAGAACAACCGACUGGUGGACUUUAUCAAUCUCAGCACGUUCCUGCCGGCACGCGCCGAGUAUGAGGAUUAUCUCCGGUGGUGCGCUCGGCAUUUUGACGAUGUUGUCCACUAUCACAGCGAGGUCGUUUCAAUCUCUCCGGUUCAGGAGGAUGGGCCACAGAAGAUGUUUGCUGUCACGUCUCGCAAUGUCAAGACUGGUGCCGUCACCACACAGCGGGCGCGGAACGUUGUGGUGGCUGUCGGCGGCCAGGCUUCCAUCCCCAAGCUGUUCCCAGCCCAGCAUCCCCGAGUGCUUCACUCGUCGCAAUACGCCCAAUUGUUCCCCAAGAUUCUGGGAGACAAGUCAGCACCGUACCGCGUGGCGGUAAUCGGCGCCGGCCAGAGCGCGGCCGAGAUCUUCAGCAACGUUCAGAGCUUGUAUCCCAACAGCAAGACCUACAUGAUCAUGCGGUCCGAGUUCCUCAAGCCGAGCGAUGAUUCACCAUUCGUCAACUGCAUCUUCAAUCCAGAGUUUAUUGACAAUAUCUACCCCAAGCCGUCCGCGUACCGCGCCAACCUCCUCGCCGAUGCCCGUGCCACCAAUUACGGCGUCGUCCGGUUAGAGCUCAUUGAACAUCUGUUCGAAGUCAUGUAUCACCAGAAACGGACACUUGGGGAAGAUGAGAAACAAUGGCCACACCGUAUCCUGGCCGGCCGGGAUAUUGUCGCCGUUGAGGACAAGGGCGAAGUUCUCGGCCUCAAGGUUGCCCUGCUCCCUGUUCCCGGCGCCGCCGACGGGCCUCUGCUGGCCGAGGAACAAUUGGACGUGGACCUUGUAAUUUGUGCCACGGGCUACAAGCGGACUGCUCAUGUGGAUAUGCUGAAAGACACAUGGCAUCUCCUCCCGGAGGUUACCGGUGGCGAGAGCGUGGUGUCGAGCAAUGACCGCUGGCUGGUUGAAACCAGCAAAGCGGACCAGCGGUCGACUCGGGUAAUGCAAGUCGGUCGUGAUUACGGCGUCCGCUUUGGGGAUGGUGCGGUUGCUGCUGGUUCCGGCAUUUGGUUGCAAGGUUGCUGUGAGGCAACUCAUGGUUUGAGUGAUACCCUGCUUUCUGUGCUUUCGACGCGUUCUGGAGAGAUGGUUCGGUCUAUUUUUGGAGCAUCUGCAUGA